This is a messenger RNA of Erigeron canadensis, 661 nucleotides long. RefSeq lists its product as uncharacterized. The transcript has a single exon. NCBI's taxonomy places the organism in Eukaryota, Viridiplantae, Streptophyta, Magnoliopsida, Asterales, Asteraceae. Bases 118 to 585 code for a protein of 155 amino acids. The record is from RefSeq and is a predicted model, not a curated record.
UUGUAGUGCAAAAAGGAAAAUCCAUUCACAAACCUAGAAUCAUGUCAUCAAAUUGGAAUUGGAGCACCGAACACUAAACUACACGAACACAUACACCGACCGUCAAAACAUAAUAACAUGGAGACUGAAAUUGAGGCAGUCACAAACCUUGUGACGGCAUUAGAAAACGCAAGUUUCAUGGCAAAACACCUGCUAACCUCAACCACAACCACACAAGACUCGGCCAUCAUACACGCUUCCCUAGAAGCCGCACACCGGCACCUUUCUGUCUUCCUCCUCGCUCACAAUCCACAACCACACACCUCUGCAGAUGAUGAUGAUGAUGAUUCACCUAUGCAAUUAGAGCAAGAUGAGGAUUCGAAAAUGAUUACUAUCGAAAAGGUGGAAGAAGGAAUCAAGGAUUGUUAUAUUCACAACAAUAAAAAUAAGAGACUCAAACGGUCCUUGUCUCCAGCUUCUUUGGCUGCUGGGGAGCUGAGCCAGAGGCUGGAACCGGAGCUCCAAAGUGAAUUUGGUAAUUAUGGUUAUGAUCCUCAUGUAGAAAAGUUGAGAGCUUUGGAUCUCAUUUAUCAGUUUCAUUCUUGAAUUAUUUGAUGAUAUGUUUUUACCUUUGUAUUAGAUUGUUUUUAUCCGUUUAUUAUCUCCUUUUUCCGAUUGUUUU